GAUGCUCCGCAGGUACCGGUCCGCCGGGCUGUGUCUGGGCGCUGGGCGAUUUGCUGUGGAUGCGCACUCAGCAGCCUCCUGGGCGUCCCGGAGGCCUCAGGGCUCUAUUGGGGGGCAGCGGCCGCCCGGGGCGGGGCCCAUCGGGGCGGGGGGGCGGGUCCGGGCUGCCCCCGCCUCCGCUGGGCCUGGGCCCGGAGCGGGGCCGCUGGCGGGCGGGGAGAGCGCGGGGCGCGUCAUGGCGCUAGGCUCGGCCUGGAAGCAGAUGUCGUGGCUGUACUACCAGUACCUGCUGGUCACCGCGCUGUACAUGCUGGAGCCCUGGGAGCGCACCGUCUUCAAUUCCAUGCUGGUUUCCAUAGUUGGAAUGGCACUGUACACAGGCUAUGUGUUCAUGCCUCAGCACAUCAUGGCAAUAUUGCACUACUUUGAAAUUGUGCAGUGAUGAAGAACAUGUUUUCAAGAAACAACGGGGCUUUGAAAUCUGGUCUACAAAGAAGAAUGAACCUCUUGGUUUUAACAAGACUUCUACCGAUGUCGGAAAGACACAAUUAUGACUCCGAAGACUAGGAAAUGAGAUACGUAGAGCAGGGACAUGAGAUGUCCCCUAUGUUGUGUUCAUUCCUUUUAAUUUUAUGAGGUGCGCCCUUGUAUAGUAGUUUUGUCUACUUUAACAUUGUGAUUGUACUUUGAUAUCAGUAUUUUCUUAACUUUGUGACAGUUUCAAUAUUGCACUGUGAAAGCUUUUCUCAAUUGUAAUUUUGAGUAAAUCUUAAUUGCCUUCUAUUUUUAAUCAGAAAGUCAUCUUAUUAAAUGGGGCUUAAAGCUUUUGCUAUUGUAUGGUAUGUAUUUGCCUGGAUAUUUCUAUUAAUGCAUUUUGUAAGAAAUUACAUCUAGAUUCAUAUUAGAGACAUGGAUAUAUUAGUCUAAUGCUAUUUACAAAAGUUAGUUUGUAUGACUGAACUCAGGUGUACUGUUUGCUGUCCAAACUUUGUUCAACAGUAUAUUUGUGCAUACCACCUAAAUUUGGAAUUACCAAUUAUUCCAUGUUUCUGUAUUCCAUCUGUUAGAGGAUGGCAGGGGAGAUGAGGUAUAAGAGUAAAGACUGCACUUGUUAUAUUCAGAGUAGUGCUGUGGUUCUGGGCUUUUAUCUGUUGGGGAAAAAAGGACUUGUCUUUACUGACACAGGCUUUGGGAUAGCACUUUAAAUCAACCCUGUUUUUCUAGAUACCAAUUCAGUUGUAAUUUUACAGGAUGCUUUAUUAUGUUCCAGUGAUACGGUUUCUGCUAAUUUUCACUCAACAGUGUAACUAUAUCUAGGUUUUAAAGGGGUUUUCUAUUGCUGCUAGUGUUCCAAAUGUUCUCGCUACAAAUGACCAAAAUAUAGGGGUUUAAAUGGACUUGAAUUACAACUACAGCAGUAAGUAGCUGAAUACUUGGCUGAAGUCCUGUCUUUUUUUUUUUUUAAUAGGGAUUUUUUUCAGUUUUGUAUUCUGAAAUGUCAGAUGGUGACAACUUUCCUAAGUGGAGAUUUUUUUUGGUUGUUGUUUAAGAAAUAAAAGUUUAAAAGCAGAACUUGGAUGUAAAACUUUCUUGGAGAAGUUAAUGUCUCUCAGCGCUGCUUGCUUUUCUCAGAACUUUUCAAAAGGGGAAAAAUGGUACUUGACCAAAGGAUUGGAUUUUUUUUUUUAAUGGCCCAGUAGUAAUAGGUACUGUUGUAUCUUUUAUCCAGUCAGGAGAUGUACUUCGUCUGUACAACUAAUUCCUCUAUGAAGAUCCUUUCAUGUAGGUUUACUUAAUUUUCCCAAAUGCGCACUCUUGAGAAAAGAGUGGUUUUAUCCUCUGUAUUUAAGAACUUAGGUGUAUUUGAUUAAAAACUCCAUUGUCAUCUUGGGAGCUAUAAACAGUGGGUUUUAAACUUCUUAACCCUAGCUUUACUGAAGUGAGGAGUGCCUUUGCUUAUUAACAACCAGCUGGCUAAACAGGUUGGUUUUAGGGGUGGGCUUUUUUUUUAGAAUGCAUCCCAAGUUGUGUGUGGGUAUUUUAAGUGUAUAUGGAGUUAACAGUAAGCAUACUUUUUUGGCUUAAUGUAGCAUAAAUUCCUGCUGUCUAGUAAUUAAACAGAUACUAUGAUGUUU
Messenger RNA from Calypte anna (Anna's hummingbird), 2135 nucleotides. It is a transcript of the gene SPTSSA, whose product is annotated as serine palmitoyltransferase small subunit A. Gene Ontology annotation, molecular function: serine C-palmitoyltransferase activity. Lineage: Eukaryota; Metazoa; Chordata; Aves; Apodiformes; Trochilidae. The record is from RefSeq and is a predicted model, not a curated record. Gene Ontology annotation, cellular component: serine palmitoyltransferase complex. The transcript has 2 exons. Gene Ontology annotation, biological process: ceramide biosynthetic process. Bases 2 to 442 code for a protein of 146 amino acids.